AUGGGUUCUUCAGGGUGCCCGGAGAUAGUCGAGCUGGUGGAUGAGACCAAAGACGCCCGUCCGGGCGGGGUCACCCACCUGAGGGUGAGGGUGAAGCCGGUGGGGCAGGAGCAUGGGGGCCGGUCGUGCUCGGUCGAGGAUGACCUCGACCGGCUCCUCAGAUCCUUCAAUGUGCGCACCUCGGCGCGGGCUUCUGGGCAGACGAGCACGGACAAGAGGCUUAUUGCGCUUGGGAAGGCGCCCAUGUCGAGCUCGGAGAUCGUGGAGUCUGUGAGCUUGAAGCAGGCCCUCAGGAAGAUGUGCAUCUCCCAGGCCUCGGAGAUGGCCGCCAUGAAGAGGAUGUCCAAGCCCGCGGCUGUGUCGAGUACUCCUGAAUCUGGGGCGAUUAAGAAGCUUUAUGCCUCUGUUGUGGUUCCAACAGACGAGGACCAAGAUGGGAAGAACAAGGUUGAGAAGGCCGUUGCUUUGCCUGACAAGGUUGUAGUAAGUUCAUCGGUUAAGUUGGUUGAAUCAGGCAAGAAGGUGCACAGUAAGGCUUCAGCUCACAAGCAUGUGCGAUCAGCGUCUCCAACCAAGGCCAAGGUCCAAAAAACCAGAAUCCAAGAUGUCAUCAGUAAUAAGUCACUGGAGGCAAGCGAAGAUCCGACUGCAGGAAGAGCUGUGGCAAAACAGAGAAAGGGUAAAUCUCCAAAAGCAUCUAGUCCGCGAGCUGUUCCAGUUGGAGGCUCACGGCUGGUGUUUCGCAGCAAGUCCUCCACUAAAAAGAAGGUUAAACCGGAACCAGCUGCAGCGGUGGCAUCACAGAAGCAUUGUGAGCCAAAAGGUUCCGGUUCUCAUACUAAGAAGCAACACGAGGCCCCUCAGGAUGAACCCAAAACUCCAGCACCAACCAGCAAGAAGGGUGCUGAUGAUGGCGCUCUCGGCGCCGAAGGAGUUGAUUUUGGCAAAGGAUGCUAUGUCAGUGGGAUCCCUGGUUCACAGCCUGGUGAGUUGUCAAGGUCGAAGGAAAAGGGUGAAAGCUCCCAAAGCUCAAAGAGCAGCAUCGGUGACUACAGCACAAGCACCAGCAUCAGUGAAGAUAGUUAUGGUAGUUUCAGUGCUAAUGGCAGCAGGCCUCACAUGUCAAAAGAUGUGAGAUGGGAAGCCAUGAAGCGUAUAGCGAUCCAACAAGGGACCCUGGGAUUGAAGAACUUCAAGCUUCUCAAACAGCUUGGAUGUGGAGAUAUUGGCACUGUGUAUCUGGCUGAGUUGGUUGGUUCGGACUGCAUGUUUGCACUGAAGGUUAUGGACAUUGAGUACCUAAUAAGCCGGAAGAAGAUGCUGAGGGCUCAAACUGAGAGGGAGAUACUGCAAAUGCUUGACCACCCGUUUCUUCCCACCCUGUAUUCUUAUUUCACGACAGAUAAUCUGUCUUGCCUAGUGAUGGAGUAUUGUCCAGGCGGUGACCUGCAUGUCCUAAGGCAGAAGCAACCUACUAGAUGCUUUUCAGAAGCCGCUGCUAGGUUUUACGUCGCUGAAGUUCUCCUAGCAUUGGAGUAUCUGCAUAUGUUGGGGGUUAUAUAUCGUGAUCUGAAGCCUGAGAACAUACUUGUUCGUGAAGAUGGGCACAUCAUGCUCUCCGACUUUGAUCUGUCCCUGAGGUGUUCAGUUAAUCCCGUGCUUGUGAGGUGCUCAUCAGUAGGAAGAGAUGAACCUCCUAGGCCUUCCGGACCUUGUGCUGAAAGCUGCAUCGAUCCACUGUGUAUCCAGCCAUCCUGGGCCAACUCUUCUUGCUUCACACCUCGGCUGGUAUCUUCUACACCUUCCAGGACACGGAGGGCUGAGCCCCUGAAGAAACCAUCACUUCCGCAGCUUGUCGUCGAGCCCACUGACGCGAGGUCAAAUUCAUUUGUGGGGACCCAUGAGUACCUUGCCCCGGAGAUCAUCAGAGGAGAUGGCCAUGAUCAAGCGGCACCCCUUCUUCCAAGGCCUGAACUGGGCCUUGAUCCGUUGGACUGCACCGCCCGAGACCCCGAAAAGCGUCGACGCCUCGACCCUUACGGCAGCGGUGGCACGGAAGAAGAAGGAAGGCAAGUGCCUUGA
Triticum turgidum subsp. durum (durum wheat) is the source of this 2082-nucleotide messenger RNA. The record is from the annotation of a GenBank genome assembly. NCBI's taxonomy places the organism in Eukaryota, Viridiplantae, Streptophyta, Magnoliopsida, Poales, Poaceae.